AUGUUAUCCCAAUGGUUCUCGCACUCUUCUUACCUACAUCAAUGUGAUACGCUCAUCGUCGACAUCAACGAUCUCCUGUCCCCACGGUACACCAAAAUAACCACAUCCAUUCCACCAGAGAUGCUCAGCCGAAUCCUCCGUUCCUCCACUUGGUUCGACUACGAGAGGGGCAACUUGACUGAGGCUGAGUGCUACUCAAACCUCGCAACUGCGUACGCCCUCCCAGAAUCCGAUAUCGCAGCAGCUGUGCGCUCAUCCCUCACGCUGGCACGUGUAGUGCCUGAAGCCGUCCGCAUACUUCGGGACAUCAAAGCGACGACUGGCGUGCGCAUACUGUCCAUGUCCAACUUCUCCGCUCCCGAAUGGAACGCCCUCAGUACCCAGGACGACUUCGCGAAACUUCUAGGCCUCUUCGACUGCAGUUUCACCUCAGCUGCGGCGGGGGAUCGCAAGCCGAACCUUGGCUUCUAUCGCCAUGUCCUUCAUUCUAGCGGUAUAGAUCCCCAGAAGACUGUGUUCGUGGAUGGACGGUUGGAACACGUCGUUGCUGGAAAAUCGUUUGGCAUGAAGGGUAUAGUGUUCACUAAUUCCGAGGAGCUGUCGCGGGCCCUGAGACCCUUACUUCGGGAUACCAUCGCGGACGCGGAACGAUGGCUCCAUCGUCACCCGAAGCAGCUGUGGUCUGUGACAGAUACGGGUGUCAUCAUCGAGGAGAACUUUAGUCAGCUUCUUCUGCUCGAGAUCACCCAAGACGAGGACUUAGCGGACAUCGUACGCUUGCCCAGAUUGACGAAUUUCUUCCGAGGUCAUGGGGUAUUGACUACUGCCGCCUUUCCGCAUGAUUUGGACACCACGUCGAUUGCGUGCACUGUUUUGGAUCAUUUCGGCCCUCAAGUCAAAGACGAUAUCAUGAACGAGAUACUUUCCUUGCGGAACGAAGACGGCUUAGUCCAGACAUACUUUGACAAAACUCGUCCUCGUGUCGAUCCCGUCGUAUGCGUGAAUGUCUUGACAUUCUUCUAUGCGAAUGGCCGGGGGUCAGAGCUGACGGAGACUCUCGACUGGGUGUACGACGUCCUCGCUAACCGCGCAUACGAGGGCGGGACCCUCUAUUACCACAGCGGAGACGCUUUCCUUUACUUCCUCUCACGGCUUCUCCAUGCAUCCCCUUCACUCACCAAUCGGUUCAGCGCUCUGUACGCCCAGCGAAUCGUGGAGCGUUACGGCGCAAGUGGAGACCCGCUGGCUCUUGCGAUGCGUAUUUUGGCUGCGGCAUGCAUGGGGAUGCGCGACCUGCAGGACUACGAACGCUUGCUCAUGCUGCAACAAGAGGAUGGGUCGUGGCCAUUGGGAUGGUUCUAUAGGAAUGGUUCCACAGGGAUUCUAACAGGGAACCAAGGGGUUACAACUGCCAUGGCUGUCGCCGCCGUUUGUCGUUAUCGAGGACUCUGA
Messenger RNA from Dichomitus squalens LYAD-421 SS1, 1452 nucleotides. RefSeq names its product HAD-like protein. The record is from RefSeq and is a predicted model, not a curated record. The coding region runs from base 1 to 1452 and encodes 483 amino acids. Lineage: Eukaryota; Fungi; Basidiomycota; Agaricomycetes; Polyporales; Polyporaceae. The transcript has 3 exons.